AUGGGGUCGGUGCGACCUGAGAAUUUGAGGCGUGCGCCCUUGACCAAAGGGUCAUCGAUUGACUAUCUCGAAUAUGUCGACGUGACUCCAGUCAUCGGCCGCGAGUAUCCCACCGCCAGGAUCAAAGACAUGCUCGCGGCAGAUAACGCUGAAGAACAACUUCGCGACCUGGCCAUCACCAUAUGCGAGCGGGGCGUGGUCUUCUUCCGAGCUCCCCAGGAUGAUCUGUCUAUCGACGAGCAAAAAAAUGUCACCGAUCUUCUUGGCAAACUAACGGGACGGCCGGACGAGAAUGGCCUCCAUGUCCAUCCUCUGUACAACGACCCAAACAAUGUGCCCAUGGCUGAUGGCACCACGGACAAGAACAUCUACGUGAUCAACUCCGAGGCCCAAAAGAAGCUGUACGCAACCAUGAAAAAGCGUCCUGGCACCUCCCCUGAUGAGCCCAGAGACCUCGGACGCGAGUGGCACAGCGACAGUCUUUUCGAGACCUGCCCCUCUGAUUUCUCGUUUUUGCGGAUGCAGGCCACUCCGGCCGCCGGGGGCGACACGCUCUGGGUGUCGGGCUAUGAGCUGUACGACCGGCUCUCGCCGCCCUUCCAAUGCUUCCUCGAGACCCUGACGGCCGAGUGUGCGCAGCCCGUCUUCAAGUCGGCGUGCGAGGCCGGCGGGUACCAAGUCAUGUCGCCGCGUGGCUCACCUCUCAACGUCGACUUCGCAUUCGCGCCCCACCACCCAGUGGUCCGCACCCACCCGGUGACGGGCUGGAAGAGUGUGUUCGCAGGCGUGGGCUUGCACGUGUCGAGGAUCGAUGGAGUGUGGGCGCAUGAGGACCAGAUCAUCAGGGACUACUUGAUGCGGCUCAUCACGCGAAAUCACGACUGCGUCGCCAGGAUGCACUGGACCAAGGGGGCUUGUGCUAUAUGGAGCAAUGCUUGCACCCUACAUGCGGCCACGCCUGACACGCACCUCACUGAUGGAGUCAGAUUGGGCGUCCGGGCAUCCGGUAUUGGAGAAGUACCGAAGCUCAUGAACACGUCCCAGGUCAUGGACCAAUGGCAGGUCCAUUUCGACAGGCCCACUGGCGGUAGACUUGGCAUCAUAGUAGCAAUUCUCGAUAUUGGAUCUCUGUGUAGCUUCUGGAUGGUGCCCUUCUUCGCGGACAACUACGGGCGGAAGACGCCCAUCAUCAUUGGCUGUGUCGUCGAGGCGAUUGGUGCCUUCAUCGGCGCCUUCUCCAAUGGCUACGGGAUGUAUAUGGCCGGCCGAUUCAUUCUUGGUUUCGGAAGCUCCUUCAACGGCGGAAUGGCUGGCCUGCUUAUUACCGAGGUAGCCCACCCUCAGCACCGGGCAAAGGCCUCGGCCAUUGUGAACUGCAUGUAUGGUGUCGGGUCCACCUCGUGCGCCUGGCUGGCGCUGGCCACCAUCCGCAUCGCGGGAGACUGGUCCUGGCGCUCGCUCACCCUCCUACAGGCCUUCCCUGCGGUACUUGUGCUCGCCUUUAUCCACUGGAUACCCGAGUCGCCGCGCUGGCUGGUCGCCAAGGAAAGAUACGAACAGGCCGAGGAGAUGUUGGCUCGGUACCACGGCAACAAUGACAGGGCCAACGAGACGGUCGCGUUUGAGUUCCAAGAGAUGAAGCAGACGCUGGCGCUCGAGUUCCAGACUAAGAAGUCAAGCAGCUUCCUUGACUUUGCGAGAACCGCAGGGAACAGGUAUCGCGUUCUUUUGCUCGUCUCGCUGGCGAUGGUAUCGCAGUACAGCGGCAGUAAUCUAUUCUCAAACUACGCCAACAAGAUAUACGAGGGUGCUGGUAUUCAUGAGCAGACGAACAAGAUCCUCCUUAGCGGAGGCCAGACUAUACUGUCUCUGGUCGUCUCGGUCACCUUCUCCCUUUUCAUUGAUCGUCUCGGGCGCCGUCCCCUCUUCCUCGCGUCGACCGCCGGUAUCGUGCUCGCAUACAUGGGCUGGACCAUUAUUAGUUCGCAGUAUGAGCGGACCCAGGAUCUGGCGAGAUUCGGUUAUCCUCAGAUCGCGUUUAUCUGGUUGUUCACAGUCGCCUACCAGAUUGCCUGGACGGGCGUCAUGGCGGCCUAUGCGCUAGAAAUCAUGCCGUAUAGCCUGCGAGCAAAGGCCGGUGUGAUCCAGACCAUCUUUGUAAAGGGGCUCAUUGUCCUAGGAAGUUACACCAACCCAAUCGCUUGGGAUAGCUUCACCGCUGCUGGACAUGCAUGGACGCUUGCGAUGUUCUAUACUAUACUGGACUUCUGCUAUCUCGUCUUUGUGUACUUCUUCUACCCUGAGACAAAGGGUCUGACGUUGGAGGAGGUCGCAAAAGUGUUCGAUGGCGACGACGCCAAGGUCGCUAGGAUGAACGUCGGGGAUGUCAAGAUGGAGCUCGAGACAGAGAAGGAUGCAGCCAUUUCCACCGUCAAGGCUCUGUGA
Molecule: messenger RNA, 2445 nt
Organism: Diaporthe citri
Lineage: Eukaryota; Fungi; Ascomycota; Sordariomycetes; Diaporthales; Diaporthaceae
Exons: 9
Coding region: 1-2445 (814 amino acids)
Biological process (GO): carbohydrate transport; transmembrane transport
Cellular component (GO): membrane
Molecular function (GO): oxidoreductase activity; carbohydrate:proton symporter activity
Source: RefSeq, a predicted model, not a curated record